AUGGAUAAUGAACUUGGGUAUAAUAUCUUAUCUGACGAAUUCACACCGAUACGACUUUUGUCUGACGUAGAAGACGGCUUUGAUUUGGAAAAUAAAAAUGAGGGGACCUCGGAUGAAUGCAAACUUUUUGAGGCACAGGACUUGAAAACUGUCGAUUCCAAUGCAUCUCCAACCAAAGACAUAAUUCCAAGCGGAAAGCAUAGUUAUGAUGACAUUCGAUUGGAACUAGAUGAUAAGGGUAAUUAUAGCAUUGACUCUAUCGCAAAUGUUUGCAUCAAUAACAUUAAAGGCUGGAACCACCUCUCCAAAACCAAUUUAAAUGUAAAUGCUAUCACUCUUGGCACUAGCAGUACACUUUUUUCUGUGGAAGUUCACAAAAAUGUUGAGUCUGUCAACGUACGGAAAGUAUUCUUUCGGAUAUACAGCCAAAAGGCAUAUGAACUGUAUGAUAAUUCAUUUGAAAGUGAAGUUUUUGAAAUGCUAGCUAAGUGUAAAUUGGGGCCAAAGCUAAUAGCUUACACUUAUGGUGGCAGGAUUGAGGAAUGGAUUGAUGGCAAUGUACUAACCUAUGAUCAAUUACAGGAUAUAAGCAUUCUUAAGAGUGUGGCAGAGCUUAUCUCUGUAAUGCAUAGAAAAUUGCAUACUAAAGUUGCUCCUUUCCAUUGGGACAGAAAUCCAUCAUUGAUUCGUUACCUUAAUCGCUGGUCUAACGGAUCAUUAAGGGGGCCCUUGAUUAAUCAAAAAAGGGUCAAUUUGCAUAGGUGGGUUGAGGAAAAGAAUAUUUAUUGUGAAGCACUCAAGAAUUACGUUAAGACACACAAGUCUUUAGCUUUCAAUCUGGGAUUCUGUCAUAAUGAUGUACAUGAGAAUAAUAUAAUGAUGGAUCUAAAGGGGAGGCUUAGAUUGGUUGAUUUCGAAUACUCUGGAUUUAACUACGUGGGUUGUGACAUUGGAAAUGUGAUAGUUGAAUCUAUGAUUGAUUAUUCUUCAGAAUCGCCUUCGAAAUACAAAAUAUGCUACGAAAAACACAUGGAUGACAACAUUAAGAGAGAAUUUGUCGCUUUUUAUAUUUCCAAUAUGCAAGAAUCCAAAGUGGAUGCUUAUAGUGAAGUUGUGGAUGAUUUUAUACAUUGUGUCGAUAUACUAACCCUUGGUCUUCACUUGUAUUGGGGAUUUUGGAGUGUUUUAAGGGCUUCUGCUGCCCCUAUGGAAAAAAAACAGCCUUUAGACUUUAUAAAAUAUGCAAACGAGAGGUUUUCGAUGUAUAUUAAGGCGAAGGAUACACUUGAAUCUGACUUUAUUCAAUACCUUGAAAAGGCUAAACGCGGGAAUUCCUGA
Babesia microti strain RI is the source of this 1338-nucleotide messenger RNA. RefSeq names its product Choline/ethanolamine kinase. The transcript is spliced from 6 exons. The record is from RefSeq and is a predicted model, not a curated record. Gene Ontology annotation, cellular component: cytoplasm. Gene Ontology annotation, molecular function: choline kinase activity; ethanolamine kinase activity. The coding region runs from base 1 to 1338 and encodes 445 amino acids. Gene Ontology annotation, biological process: phosphatidylethanolamine biosynthetic process; phosphatidylcholine biosynthetic process. NCBI's taxonomy places the organism in Eukaryota, Apicomplexa, Aconoidasida, Piroplasmida, Babesiidae.